This is a messenger RNA of Pseudophryne corroboree (corroboree frog), 1462 nucleotides long. It is a transcript of the gene TMEM242, whose product is annotated as transmembrane protein 242. Bases 89 to 670 code for a protein of 193 amino acids. The transcript is spliced from 5 exons. The record is from RefSeq and is a predicted model, not a curated record. Lineage: Eukaryota; Metazoa; Chordata; Amphibia; Anura; Myobatrachidae.
CUCAGGAAGAGGAGGAGAUUCAAGAUACACUGUAUAUGUAGAAUAGUUAUCAUGGUUGCUCCGUGAGGACACCUAACUAACAGGGAUCAUGGAUGCAGAGGGCGCCAGGACAAGGAGAGAGGGGGAGGACUGGGAAUGCAGUUCCGUCCACCCUGCUGAGGUGACCCGGGAUUCCCAGUCUGAGCACACGGUUGAGGUGACCCGGGAGGACAAGCUGCUACUCAUUAAAGGGGGGAUUUUUCUUGGCACCGUCGCAACAGCAGGAAUGCUCGUCGGUUUUGGCACAACAUUGUCCCUUGCAAAGAGAAACAGUCCCAACUGGUUCAGUAAGGGUGCUACUGCAACAGCUGCCUUACCAGAAAGUGGUUCAUCACUUGCACUGAGGGCUUUAGGAUGGGGGUCUCUCUAUGCCUGGUGUGGAGUGGGAUUAAUCAGUUUUACUGUAUGGAAAGCACUAGGAGUGCACAGUCUUAACUCUCCCUGGCAUACUUACGUUCGGGAUGUCGACACUUGGGAUUCCGGUGCCGCUAGUCAAGGAAAAGUCAAGGACACUGGCCGUUUUAAAUGCUUAAAGAAUUUAGGGAAAAGAUGCAGUCCAUAUUUCCAGCUGUUCCUAAAAGCAAAGAACACAUAUCUAAUCCCGAGUCGUUUACUUUUGAAGACCUUUUGAAGUCUAAGUAAGGAGUGUCCUACAUCUGGAAUAGCGUUGUCUUUGCUGGCUUUGUCUGGCUGGCAGAUGAGCUUAAACUAUUAUGAGGUUUCAUGCAACAAUAUAAGUGGUCCAGGGUGCCUGAAUACACCAUAAAGACACAUUUUAAACCGUUAUGAUAUCGUGUAAAUAUGUAUGCUUCAGACAUGGAAAUGUGGCAUACUAAGCAAUUACUACUGCUUCUUUAAGUUUAAUUGAUAGAUGGACCAAUAUAAUAAACCGUAGUAACAAUAAAUUGUAAAUUAACAAAAGAAUUUUGGAUUGCCUUAAAACGUUCUGCCAUAUUGGUGGUCAUAUCAUUGACAUCAGUAACCUCAUUGCUUUAUGAAGGUUAAUAAAUCUUUGGUAUUUUCUGAGGAUGAGCCACAGUGCUGGAGAAAAAUCCAUGUUUUGUGCUUUCCAGUGGAGUCCGGUCACAGAAACAACAACCAGUACAACAAAUAAAAGCCCUCCUCUACCCUCACCAUCUAGCUGCUAGUAGGGAUACAUACUAUGUUGACUUGAGAAUGACUAAACUUGUAGCACUUUAGCCGUACAAACAUUAUAACUUUAAACAUGCUGGUAAAGCGUGCACGGUUAAAGCAAUAGAGCCAGCAUUCUUGUGUCAACAUAUUCAAUGUUGACAGAAUGACUGUCAACAUGAUGACUACAUUGUAUACUGCUGGUAUUGUAUUCUUUUUUUCAACAGCAAGAAAUGAAGCCUUUCUUUUGUUUGUAUUUAGAAAUAAAUUAUUAUUUUAAUCACAAAGUAAA